Lycium barbarum (goji berry) is the source of this 816-nucleotide messenger RNA. RefSeq lists its product as uncharacterized. Lineage: Eukaryota; Viridiplantae; Streptophyta; Magnoliopsida; Solanales; Solanaceae. The coding region runs from base 1 to 816 and encodes 271 amino acids. The record is from RefSeq and is a predicted model, not a curated record. The transcript has a single exon.
AUGCAGCAACAACUAGAUAAAGUAAUGGAGGAAGCCGAUGGCUAUAUGGAAAGCCUAGAGAAGCAAGAGAAUCCAUGGGUGAACCUGUUCAAGCAAAAUAGACUAGCGUCACACGGUAUGCCUCUUAAAUAUAUACCGCCUAGUAUAGUGGAUGGUGAAAUUGUUGUGGAAUUAGACAAAGCCGAAGUCGAAAAAGAAAAUGCGAAAUGGAGGUGUGCGUUGAUUGCGUAUGUGAUAGGUGAAGUACUAGGGUACAAAUACAUGAGGAGAUAUAUUGAUAGAACGUGGGUAGAUGUAACUGAACCAGAGCUAUUUUUACAUGAAAAAGGGUAUUAUGUUGUUAAGUUCCAAGAUAUAGGGGAUAUGAAAAAAGUACUAUGCUCUGGCCCUCACACAAUAAACAACAAACCCAUUAUUCUGAAGCAGUGGUCAGCACACCUAGAUUUUGAAGCUGAGUUUCUUACUGAGAUACCCCUUUGGGUCACCUUCCCCAACCUACCAAUGAGUUGUUGGGGUAGUGAUUCACUUAGUAGGGUUGCAAGUGCAGUAGGUCACCUAACUUUUGCAGAUGAAUGUACAACAAAACAGACCAGAAUCUCGUUUGCAUAUAUGCUGAUAGAAGUUAAUGUUACUAAACCAUUGCCGGCCAUGGAAAAUGUAAUAGACCCUAAUGGUAUAAAAUUCCAACAAGAUGUGGCAUUUGAUUGGAAGCCAGAGUACUAUGGGCAAUGUUUAAAAAUAGGACAUGAAUGCCCUCCACCUUGUGCACCUCCGCCUCCCAAUGAGCAACCUAACCCUGCUGCUCAACCUGAAUAG